This is a messenger RNA of Fomitiporia mediterranea MF3/22, 249 nucleotides long. RefSeq lists its product as uncharacterized. The record is from RefSeq and is a predicted model, not a curated record. Lineage: Eukaryota; Fungi; Basidiomycota; Agaricomycetes; Hymenochaetales; Hymenochaetaceae. The transcript has 2 exons. The coding region runs from base 1 to 249 and encodes 82 amino acids.
AUGAAAGAGGGGGAGGGCGGCGUACAUCGGAAUUACGUUCAUACUGCAGAGUCGCCGCGAAUCGACAAGAACGAACUGCCGCGAGGCAUCAUAGAGAAUGGUUUCCCGAUUUUCCGGCGUGCGACAAGCCUGCCAGAUUGGGCAUGCCUUGUGAGAUUCGGUUCGUCGCGCAUCAACGACGGCCAAGUACAAGUCUCCCCAUCACCAUCGUCAGCGUUGAGGGCCGCCUACUCCAUCGGCGUCGUCUAG